UGAGCACUGUGCUCCUUUGCAACCCAGGCCAUUCUGUGAUGAUUCUAUGAAAUGAUCUGGGUCAAAUGAUGGGUAGCUGCUGUGACCAACCUGUGAGACAAGUAAUCUUUCCUAUGGGCUCCUUAGUAGGAAAGCAGUAUUGAUCCAGAAUGGACGAGGUGUUGCCAGCCGCUCUGCUGUGUUGUUCUUGCUGACCUGAAUCCUUCUGUAUUGCCCCCGAAAUCCCAGUAAGCUGGAACAGGCCGAGGAGAGGAAGCAGCUGCAGGAUGGUUUCUACAAUCCAGGAAACAAGUUCAAAUCAUCUAGAUAUUUAUCAGUCAGUGUCAAGAUAAAUUUAUUUGUGAGUUUAACUUAAAAUAUGAUAGAGCCGCUCUAUUCCCGUUGUUUCUCUUCCUGUACCAUGUGCUUUCUCUUUCUGGGAAGCAUUAAGUUGCUCCAUAAAUCCUGGUAAUCCUCCACUCAUAGGAUUUAAGGAGAAAUAUCCAGGAAGAAGGUUGUCAGGAGAAUGGGCAGUUCUUCAGCAAUUUAGAGCAUGUGCUGCCAAACAGCUAAUUGCUGGGGUGCUAACAACGCUCCUGCCUGGUUCUGCGUUCACUAAUGUGGUGGGCUCUGGUGACAGCUUGUGCUGGCACAUCAGGCUGCUUGAUUCAGGAGAUGUUCUCAGGCAGAAAAAAGAGGCGUCCUCCUCAGUUAAGGAGAAAUUUCAUUCCAAAUGUGAAUUACUGUGCCACUGCUGUAGACAGCCUGGAAAUCUCUUAAGGUGGGAACAAAUGGCCUUGCUAACGUAACAGUUUGUGACUGCUGAAAAGCAGUGAUAGCACUCCUCCAGCCAGCUUUGCACGCUGCCUGGGUUGGGUGGGACUCCUUGAGCUGUGCUGUUACUGCAGACCUGGGAUGCAGUCAGCAAAACAACCAGAUAUUGUAUUGGUGGAGCUUUGCAGAACGCCUUGCAUCUAUUUUGCUGUUAAACAAACAUCUGAAUAAUUAUAGAAAGUCUGCUCUAUGAUCCGUGUGCCCUGCAGGGCUGUACAUGGGAGGUGGGCAGAGCAGGCAGGGCAGUGUGCCACUAGAACAGAGCAGACACAAGCUUAAUCUAAACAACGAUUCUUGAUUUAAUCAUAGCUCUGAAUUAUUCCUGUCUUUAUGAUUCUUUCCCAGAUUGGUAUCCCAAACGUCAGUGUAUUCGCAGUGAAAAGUCCUUCAUCUUCAUAAUUAUCCUUAAAAAGGACAGCAGGUCAGACUGAACGCUGCCAUUGCCUUUCAUUCAGGGGAGGUGCAGAUAGGACUUCCUAAGCCCUGCCUUUCACCUAAACCUAUCAUUUUCCCUCUGCGUUGGAAUGCGAGUUAAAAUGGCUGCUGCAAAUAAAGUCAUAACUCUAAGCACUAAAAAGGGUGAAAAUAGUUCUCAUCCCUCUGCUGUGUGCAUUUCUCAAGGCUUAGAUCUUUCCUUUUGUAUGCAGAUACUUUUCCACAAGUCAUGAAUAUCCUAGGAUGCUUGUAGCACGUCAUUCUUUAGAGAUCACGUGUGAUGGGUGAGGGAAACCGUGGAUGUAAGCCCAGGAAGCAGGUGAGCAGAGCAAGCUCCAGGCCACGGUGCUCUGCUCUGCCUGUCAGGGGCAAUCCCAGUUCAAAGCCAGUCAAACUCUAUGGAAAAUCUCUGUGCCUUCAAUGGCUUUUGGAUCUUGGCCCUGGCUUCCCACCUUGUCUGCAGCUGCUGAAGCCUAUUGAAAGAGGCUAAAAAUACAUCAAAUAGCUUUCUGACAUUAUUUUUUUCCAUGUAAGCAACUACCUUAUUUGCCACUUUGUCUUGUGGGUGGUCCAUGACCCUAAUUAUUGAUACGUGGUUAAUGCUGGACAGGAACUAGGAGACUCCAGUGUGGAUGCUUGAGCAGUUAGCGAGUAUAACUUAGAGAUGAAGGAACUGUACAAGGAAAAAUGAAGAGUGAGGCUUAGCAGCUGUUACUGGCCUCAGUGUGCUAAUGCAAAAAGGGAUGGUGUAGAAAGGAAAGAAAAACAAAGAAGUAUAUAUUUUAAACUUAAUCUUCAUUUUUGAGGAGAGAAUGCAUGUUCAGUAUGUCAUAAUGUGUGUAAGGCUUGAUCUAUUGAACGAACCUUGUAAGGCUACGUGUGUGCCUCAGCUCUUUUCGUAUAGCCAGCAUCCUUUUCUUCAGGGUAUUUCUCUUUUUACGUGACAAGAUAGUGGCAGUGACACUUUAUUUCUCCCUACCCAAACAAACGCUGUGAAUCGAGGCACCAGCAUCUGAAGAAGGAAUCUCAGCUUCAGCAUUGCAAGGUUUCUGUUUGAAUCAGCACAGAUUUCUCAGAUUUCGGCAGAACUUGGGUGAGGUUCCAAAUUGGAGUUGUUUUUGAGGAAAGCAAAUAUUCAUCUUCUCUCAGAGCAAUUGCUUCAUCUCUUCAGAUGAUGAGUAGCAGGGGCGAAUCUUGCUCUUUAUCAGCGUGGUCUUUCAAGCAUGCAGUAACUGAUGGUAGCAGUAGUGGCGAUAUUUUCUCAGGCACUGUCUCAGGAAAUGCCUGACCAAAGCCAGCUGCAUCAGUUCCCAGCUCACAAGAUUUCUGAUUCAUUUCAGCGAUGUGUCAGAACAUAACCCAAGGAUUUGGGAUAACUCUGAGCUUUGGAUUCUGCUCUAAACUUGAGUACUGCUGCUUUACCUUCUGGAAUCAAACUCUGCCUGUGAGCAUCUGUGAACCCUACAAGCUCAGAAACCAGAACCAGACCCUCACUUUGUGGCUUCAGCCCAUCUUUCAUUCAUUAAUUUCUAAAGUAUUUUACGGCCUUGGUUAUCUGGCCACUUCCUGAUGCCUUUAACAGCUUCCUCGUAGCAAGUGAAGCUAAUAAAUUUACAGUCGCCAUUCUUCUUAAGCAGUCUUGCUUUCUUUUUUCUUUUUUUUUUUGAAAGUAAGGGGAAAAUGUUCUUGUUUGAUGCCUUUAAUGUCUUACGGUUGGUAGGGAGACAAUACAAAUAAACGUGACUGAUGAAAUGUUUAGGAAGAGAAUUUGAUAAUUGGGCGUGCAGGAAAAUGUAUGGCCUGGAAGAUGCUGGACCAGUCCCUGGAACCCGCUGUCUGGCAGAGGAAGCAGUAUUCCCUGCUGCAUUCCCAGCUCUGGGCCCUUGUUGCGGCACAACUUGUUAAUCAUCACACCAUCAGGCCGGCCAGAAUGCAGCCAAUAUAACUUAGGCUUUUGUGUUGCCGUGGAUGCUAUCUAAGCAUUCCUGGAACAGUAAUUUCCUUUUUGGCCUCCAUGGAAACAGUCAUAAAACAAUUCUUAAAAUGUCAGAAGCGACUGCAUCUAAUGGUGGUGCUUCGGCCAAAGAAAACAUACUUCAGUUUUGAAGCAUUCCCACCAAAACACUGAAAUCUUAAAGCUACUAAUAGGCUGUGCAUCAGUGCCUGAGCACUUUAGCAUGACGUUUAAUAAAAUGUAAUUCAUCUACCAGCUUUGCUGCAGUCACGAUAUCCACCAAGGUGCACUAAAAACUUUCCAGAACAGAUCAGAAAAGAGAGGAGGGCACGGGUGGCAGCAGGGCAAGCAGCAGAGGCCAACUGCUUGGGUUGUCUGCCCUGAUUAUCUUACUUGCUAAUUGGCAGACGUUUAACUGGUGCCACUGAGAGAUGUAUCACUCAGUAGUGGCACAAGUGUCUCAUUGGAUACUGGGAUCAAUUUCUUAUGUGGCACUGAGGGAUGUGAGUGGUGAGCAUGGGGGGUGGGCUUGGGGAACUUGGUGAUUCUAUGGUACUAAGAAAAACGUGACAUCUCUUGCAAAGUCAGUCCACGUGAACAGCACUGGAUGUCUCUGUCUUUGCAUACUGAUAAUAACAAUAAUAAUAAUUAUUAUUAUUCCUGUUACUGCUUUUUUUGGCAGCAGGGAAAAUGAAAAGAUUUCCUGUAUGUUUUUCCAGUCAGCCUCCUGUGUUUUUAGUGAACUUGAGGGAGGAAGGAAGGGAUAAUCAAACUAGGUGAGCAAUUGCAACUCCUUUUUAUUGAUGCAUUAAUGUGUUUGAUGUGAGUCAUUCCUUGCAGUCCACAGUUGACGGCUCAAAAGCCUUCAGCUGAUGCUGCCUUGUGUCGGACUGGAUCCAGCAUUCAGUUCUGUGAAGCAGGGUUUCCAGGUUUGCUUCAGUCAAGUGCCAGGAGCAGUCGUCCCCGUUUGUCCUGAGCGGCAGGCAUGUGGUAAGGCCAGAUGUUGUGCUGGGAGACACCGUGCUUCCUCUCUUCUGUGAAACCACCGUGUUGGUGCACGGUGUUGUUAAUGCACCCCCAGCCUCACGUUGUGCUGGGGAUGUCCAUCAGCUAUUUCCCAGACAGCUGCUGGCCUGGCUGUGUUGUGAUGCUGGUGUCCAGCAGUGCUCUGGCAGGACAAGCUUCAAAACAUUCAGAGAUUCAGUUCAGGCAAGCGCACAAAGUUCAGCUGCUCGUGAGACGCCAAACCAAGCAUCUCGAAUGCUGUGGGGCUGGCACAGGAGCUGCGAAUCUUUCAGGGUUAGGCUCCCUUCUAUCUGCUGGAGGAUGGCGGUUCAUGUUGGCAGCAAGGCUGGAGCACAGCAGAACAGAGGACUUGGACUUUUUCUGAGAUUUGAGUUUCCAUCCAAAUAGUUAUUGCUUGAAAUAGUUGCGAUGAGAGAUACGGAGGAGAAAAGAGCACUUAACCAAAUGUCCUCACUGCUGGGUACGGCCUGGGCAUGCUUCACAUGUUUGAUGAAAGCUGAAGCUGGCUCUUCAUUAAAGCUGGCUCACACAUCCCAUGAGUUUGCAAGUCAUGUGUGCUCCUGCUCUGACCCCACGUUUCUUUCAUUCACACAUGUUUUCAGAUUGCCUUCAUCUUUUCACCCUGCGAUACUUUCUUUUAAUACCACGUUAAAAUAUAACCCAAGUGUGGAAAGCUGUUAAAAAUUCUACACAAAACGAUGAGUACAAUAUUUAAACUGCACUUUAAAACCUUCCGGACUUCUUGAAAUAUUUCUCUCCACUGUCUGCUCUCUUAAGCCCUAUGUUGCAGUUUUGAAAGAUGCUGCUUUUUUAUCUUUACAGUCUUAUUUUGCUGUGUUUUCCUUGAAAUUGGUACUGAGCUAAGCUGGGUCUGGUUACUGAUAUGGGUAUCAUUUUGCUGAUGGGGUGUAAACUUUUACCCUUAAGACAAUUUUAAAAUUAUAUUUCUAAUCCUCUUAUCUCUUCCAUAAAUCGUCAAUCUUGCUUGUGGGUUUUCUGGAGAGAAUGAUUUCAUUGUGAAUGAAUUCUUUCCGUUUGGGUUUGUUUAUUUUUAAGACAGAUAAGUUAUCUUGCUUUCUCUGGGAGAGAUUAAAAUAUUUCUAAUUAUAAAAUGUGAGAGUGGUGCAGUUCGGAGUGGCUCACUGUCUCUGUUUGCUGGCACGGCAGAAAUACAGCUGGUGAAAUAUAACUGGUGCAAAAGUGUUGGUAAACUGAUGAGCCCGUGAUUGUGAACAUGCAGGUGGAGGGAUGUGAAAGGGCAAAGUAGCGGAGAAUUACAGCAGCAGCAAAAUGAAUGGGGCUGUGCUAUCAGUGCACCUUUCUCUUCAGCUGCCAUUUAAUUUGUGGCAUUCCUAGUGGCUUUUACUAUUCAUCCAGGUCGUUUUCUUGGUGUAGACAAGUUCUUUGGAAACUUUACUUGAGAAAACCUGUAAAACGUACUGCCCAUUAUUCCUGCUGCUUUGUGUGUAAGAAUAAGAGCUUUAGGAGGUGAGGCUGGGGCUGGUGGUGUGUCUGCAGUCACCUGAAGGGACAGAGAGCUGUGGCUGUAACUGAUACCAGAAGGGAAGGAUGUGGGUAAGCGUUGGACUUAGCAGGCUGUGGAUGGAGGAACAGAGCAGCUGCACGUGAGGGCAAAGCUGCUCAUACAGAAGAUGCUGAAGUCUUAUUAAAUUGAAGCGUGCUGAAGGGCUUUGCUGAGCCAAGCACUGAUACACGUUCAAGAAGAAUGGAUUUGAGGCCGUUUUGUUAAAUUUAUACCAGCACUGGGAUGCAAAGUGCGUGACAUGCGUGACUCCGAGUAAUUAACAUUCCUCUUCAGGCUCCUCUAAAGGUUCAGCACUCUUUCAAAGAACCCGCCUUACACCUUUGACCCGUCAGACUAUUUCUAACGAAUUGCAGGGAUGGAUACGGUUAAACCAUUCCGAGUUGCUCCUUCCACAGGAUAAUGUGACGUGGAGCUGAGCGGGCAGGCAGUGCAGAACAUUGGGCAGGGCUGCUCUUCUCCUGGAGGAGAACAUCACACCUCCAGAACUCCCUCUCCGCAGGGCUGGAGCACGAAACAUUUUACAUGCUUAUCAAACCCCAGCUUGUAGCUGUCGAGGUGAGUUAUGAAGCACAGCAUCCAGGAGAUGAGCACAGUGCUGCUCACCUGCGCGGUGUUGGAAGAAGAAGACCUGGCUUCUUUGUCACCUCAACCCCACAUGAGCACAGUGCUGGAAGGGCAGUGCCAUGAUAUCGAGCAUGCAAACACAGAAGGAGCAACAGAGUGAAAUUUCACUAUAUUUGGGUAAUCCUCUAACACUGAAGCAACUCAAUAUUCCGUUUCAGAUGGCUGAUUUUUUUCCCCUGUUCUUUUCUAUGUGAGCGAAUUGGUGCUUUCUUAAAUAUUGACAUUAAUCUCCUCAGUUGGAAGCGAACCAAGCUUCUGUAUUUCUUAUCCUCCCAAAUCAUCUGUACUUCAGAUCUGUUUACCAAACGGACUAUAUUGCAUUCCCAUAAAUCCCGUACUUCGCGUUUGCUGUGAUAUUAAUUUAUUGGUACGCAUGCAUUUUCAACAUCAAUUACACUCAGUCUCAACAGACAUAACUCUCUUCAAAGGACGUGGAAAGCCGUGCAGCUCUUGGCUUGCAGAAUCCCCAGCCCUGCCUCUGCCCUGCUGCAGAGCUGAGCCCUGCUUCACCCACCGGGGAUCUGCACGCUGUACAGAAGCAAAGACACGACUGAGAAGCAUCCCAGCUGCAGCAUGAUUUGGGGUUGGCCUAAUAUUUUGCUUAAAGGCGGUGAUCAUUCAUUUCCUUGAAAGCAAAAGCGCUGCGCUGGUGUUUGUAGGAAGGAGCUCGAAAUUCUGGUGGGAAUGCACAGUUCUGAAUCAGCCAGCAGAAGAGGGCAUUGGCAUUCAGAGUGCUGGAGUUUGGAGUCUGAUUUAAGAUUUUGACAGGGAGGAAGAGCAGCAACUUUUGUUAAGUGAGCAGCUGAACAGCUGGAAGAAAUGUCUAAAAACGUUCAGGUCUUCAUUUGCAGACAGAGCUUUUGUUUACACCAAACACUGCCGGAUAAGGGAAAGCAAUACCAAAUGUUUAUUCCUUAUAAUGAGAAAUGACCAAAGACCAUCAUUUGAAAAAGAACUUCUCACCAGAGUUAAUCUAAUAUUGCAAUAUCUGAAUUAAAAAUGACAAAGGAAAAAUGCCUCGGUGAAAAAGAGAACCACAAACCACCUUUGUUUGCUUCCUGCAGUUGAGCUGGAAUGUAAAUGGUGCCUUGCAAGUGAAAAAUCACUUUUCCUUCAGAUGACCUGUUUAAAACUGGGAAUGCUGUUGCAGUUUCAGAAACGCUUGUCAGCCCUGGUCACUGGUGCAUAGGAUAGAAAUGAGAAGCACAUGGGACUUUGAUCCCAAAUUGUACGGUUUUGCCCUAUACUUGUAGGCAUGCAGGCUUCUCCUCAGGCAGCAGUUCUUGCAGAAGGUGUUGCAUUUUGUUAAUACAGAUUUCCAAAACUACAAACUGGUUUUCCUUCAUCUCCUGUUACUGAAUUUGCAUCAAAAAGUGGGGACUUUUUGGAGAGCUUUUUACCAGAAUUAGUUGUAGGAAAUGCCUCUGUUUAUUUCACUGAAUAUUCCUGCAGUUGAGGAGGUUUCCAUACUUAAUAGUGAAACGAAUCCAUUUUUUACUUUUUUCCUAACAAACCAGUGAAUAACUGCAAUCCAGAUGCCUUUCUCCCGUGCUGAGACUUGCAAGGACUGGAGGGAGCAGAAAACCCUUUGCCAUUUGCUGACUUCCUUUCUGCUGCUGCCUCUGGAUGGGGCAGUUCUGCAUCCCGUGAUGGAACAAAAGGCUAUUUCUUGUAGCUGUCCCCUGAGAUUUAUGCCCAUUCAAGCUGUGACAGCAAUUCCAGUCCCUCCUCCCCUCUUUCUAGGUUUUCCCCACCUUCCUUCCAUUUCUUUUUUUUUUUUAAGUAUGUUUCCCCCUUCGUUUUGUUCUGCAGUCGUUAUUAUUUAGUAGCUUAUUAAUUCAAGUGGAAACGGAGUGAUUUUUUUAAAUGCCUUUCUGUUGGGGUACCUUUGCAGCUCGCCACACUGAACUGCAGCACAGAUGUUAUGCACAUUUAACUGUGCAGUCAGCGUGCAUAUUUUUAACAUAACUUGUCUUGAAAAUAUUUAUUCAAGCCAAGACAACAGAAAAUUAGAGUAAUUUGAUUGCUCAGGCUUAAGGAAUAGAUUACUACUGUUCCAGAUGUAAGAAACAACAGACUACUUACUCUCCCUAGACUGAAAAAAUGUCAUUGGCUCCUGAUACCAACCAUAUUUGCUAUUAUGUUCAUAGUAAAUCUUUUAAAAGUUGGAUACCUUGAAAGAGUUUCAGUUCAAACCUUUGCCAACCAGCAUUACGAGAAUUUCCCCGCUCCCAAAUAAGCUCAUUAUGAAGGGUUUCAAAAUACCCAGUGAUCCAAAGGUGCAGUAUUACAAAGCCAAGUGAUAAAUCCUCCUUGCCAUGAAGUAAGAGUGCCAGAUAUCUCUGCAGUGGACUCGGGCUCUGCGAGGCUCUCAGCAGUCAGGCCUGAUUACAUCUGAAGAUCAGGCUGCUGGCACCAAGGAUGUGGGUUCUCACUCAACGUUUUGGACUUGUUCUUACUGUUUCUCUUUCUAUGACUUAAGUGCAGUUAUCAUAUUUAUGCUUAUUAUUCUUCCUUGUAUCCCUCACCGCAUUUCUGAACAUAUAGAAAUAGGCCAGAGGAGAGCAAGACAGCAAUGCUAGCUCUUAUCCAGUCUUACCCAGGGUUCAAAUCAUGUGUUGCAACAAUCAUAGAAUCACAGAAUGGCCUGGGUUGCAAAGGAGCACAAUGCUCAUCCAGUUCCAACCCCCUGCUGUGUGCAGGGUUACCAACCAGCAGACCAGGCUGCCCAAUGUUCUUAAUACUAUGUUAGUAACUGUAUGACCAGAUUGCCGAAGUAUUCUGACAUCACAGAAGGAUAUUUUCAGAUGCUUUUCUGCAGCUUCAGCUUCUGUUUCAGUCCCUCAGAAGCAUGCUUUGAGAUUCAGGCUUAUACGGCACCAUAACAUGGAGGAGCAAAUUCGUCAGUGGUUGUUGAUUUCAUGCCUACGUCAUCAUGGAACAUCUCAAGUGAGCUAGAUAAAGAUUACUUCUUGACGCUCGACGAGCCGAUGAACAACAUCACCACCACCCUCGGCCAGACCGCAGAGCUGCACUGUAAGGUGUCUGGCAACCCUCCGCCCACCGUGCGCUGGCUGAAGAACGACGCUCCCGUGGUCCAGGAGCCCCGGCGCAUCUCCUUCCGUGCAACCAGCUAUGGCUCCAGGCUGAGGAUCAGAAACCUGGACACCACCGACACCGGCUACUUCCAGUGCGUCGCAACCAACGGCAGGAAGACUGUUUCUACCACCGGUGUGCUGUUUGUCAAAUUCGGUCCCCCACCAACAGCAAGUCCAGGAUCAUCGGAUGAGUACGAAGAGGAUGGGUUUUGCCAGCCCUACCGGGGGAUCGCUUGUGCACGGUUUAUUGGAAAUCGGACCAUUUAUAUGGAGUCUUUGCAUAUGCAAGGUGAAAUAGAAAAUCAGAUCACAGCUGCCUUCACCAUGAUUGGCACUUCCAGCCAUUUGUCGGAUAAAUGCUCCCAGUUUGCUAUUCCUUCUCUCUGCCACUACGCCUUCCCCUACUGCGAUGAGACCUCCCCAGCUCCCAAGCCACGAGACCUGUGCCGCGACGAAUGUGAAAUUCUGGAGAAUGUCCUGUGUCAGACUGAGUAUAUUUUUGCUAGAUCCAAUCCCAUGAUUCUGAUGAGAUUAAAGCUGCCCAACUGCGAAGAUCUUCCCCAGCCAGACAGCCCCGAAGCCGUCAAUUGUAUUCGGAUUGGGAUUCCCAUGGCAGAUCCCAUAAAUAAAAAUCACAAAUGCUACAACAGCACAGGGGUGGACUACCGGGGAACGGUGAGUGUGACCAGGUCAGGGCGGCAGUGCCAGCCGUGGAACUCGCAGUACCCGCACACACACACCUUCACUGCCAUCAGGUACCCUGAGCUCAACGGGGGGCACUCCUACUGCCGCAACCCCGGCAACCAGAAGGACGCCCCGUGGUGCUUCACCUUGGAUGAGAAUUUCAAGUCCGAGAUCUGCGACGUCCCGGCAUGCGAUUAUAAGGAUGCCAAAGAAAAGAACAAAAUGGAAAUCUUGUAUAUCCUGGUGCCAAGUGUUACUAUUCCCCUGGCCAUAGCUUUGCUCUUCUUCUUCAUCUGCAUCUGUCGCAACAACCAGAAGUCGUCCUCCCCUCCAGUUCAGAGGCAGCCAAAACACGUCAGAGGGCAGAAUGUGGAGAUGUCAAUGCUCAAUGCCUAUAAACCAAAGAGCAAGGCUAAGGAGUUGCCUCUCUCUGCUGUUCGUUUCAUGGAAGAACUGGGUGAAUGUGCUUUCGGCAAAAUCUACAAGGGACACCUCUACCUUCCGGGCAUGGACCAUGCUCAGCUCAUUGCAAUCAAGACACUAAAAGACUUUAACAACCCCCAGCAAUGGGCAGAGUUCCAGCAAGAAGCAUCUCUUAUGGCCGAGCUCCACCACCCUAACAUCGUUUGCCUCUUAGGUGUGGUGACCCAGGAGCAACCUGUCUGCAUGCUCUUCGAGUACAUGAACCAAGGAGACCUCCACGAGUUCCUUAUCAUGAGAUCACCACACUCAGACGUUGGGUGUAGCAGCGAUGAGGAUGGAACUGUAAAAUCCAGCCUGGACCACGGGGAUUUCCUGCAUAUUGCAGUCCAGAUUGCAGCAGGGAUGGAAUACUUAUCAAGCCAUUUCUUUGUCCAUAAAGAUCUUGCGACUCGUAACAUUUUAAUUGGAGAACAGCUUCACGUGAAAAUUUCAGACCUUGGACUCUCAAGGGAAAUCUACUCAGCAGAUUAUUACAGAGUUCAAAACAAAUCUCUUUUGCCGAUUCGCUGGAUGCCACCGGAGGCGAUUAUGUACGGCAAGUUCUCUUCUGAUUCAGAUAUUUGGUCAUUCGGAGUUGUUUUAUGGGAGAUAUUCAGCUUUGGACUUCAACCGUAUUACGGAUUUAGUAAUCAAGAAGUCAUAGAGAUGAUCAGGAAACGACAGCUGCUGCCGUGCUCUGAAGACUGUCCUCCUCGAAUGUACAGCCUGAUGACGGAGUGCUGGCACGACCUGCCCUCUCGGAGGCCGCGAUUCAAAGAAAUCCACGCCAGGCUGCGCUCCUGGGAGGGCCUCUCAAGCCACACUAGUUCUACCACCCCCUCAGGUGGGAAUGCCACCACUCAGACAACUUCCCUCAGCGCAAGCCCCGUUAGUAACCUGAGUAAUCCCAGGUACCCUAACUACAUGUUUCCAGCACAAGGCAUACCACAAGGCCAGAUCGCCGGGUUCAUAGGGCCGCCCUUACCUCAAAACCAGCGAUACAUCCCGAUCAACGGGUACCCGAUUCCAGCAGGUUAUGCCGCUUUCCCAGCUGCCCACUACCAGCCACAGGGCCCACCCAGGGUAAUCCAGCACUGUCCUCCUCCAAAGAGCCGUUCUCCCAGCAGUGCCAGCGGAUCCACUAGCACAGGUCACGUCACGAGUUUGCCAUCUUCAGGAUCCAACCAGGAGGCAAACAUCCCUUUGCUAUCCCAUAUGUCGAUUCCCAGUCAUCCGGGCGGAAUCGGUAUAACCGUUUUUGGAAACAAAACUCAAAAACCGUACAAAAUUGACUCGAAGCAGUCUUCCCUACUAGGAGACUCGAGCAUCCACGGACCUAAUGAAUCUAUGAUUUCAGCUGAAUUGUAAAUAAGUGAGGCCUUUGUAAAUAUAACUAUUUACGAUACAAACUAGAAAGUAGUAGAAGAGAUUUAUAUUCAAAUAUUUUAUUAAAGAUUCUUCUGGUUGUUUAACAGACAUCGCAGCAAGUAUCUUCUGUGAAGUUUAACUGCUUAACAGGAUGGGCAGAGCAACCAGACAAAGAUCCUUGUGGUAUGAAUACUCAGCUUUGUGAAUGGACGCAUUGUUUCUCCAAGUGCCACCAACAGCUCAAAGAGGGGAAGGGGGAAUUUUUUUAAAACAA
Messenger RNA from Phasianus colchicus (ring-necked pheasant), 12284 nucleotides. It is a transcript of the gene ROR1, whose product is annotated as ROR family WNT receptor 1. Lineage: Eukaryota; Metazoa; Chordata; Aves; Galliformes; Phasianidae. Gene Ontology annotation, molecular function: protein kinase activity; ATP binding; Wnt-protein binding. Gene Ontology annotation, biological process: positive regulation of canonical NF-kappaB signal transduction; multicellular organism development; cell surface receptor protein tyrosine kinase signaling pathway. Gene Ontology annotation, cellular component: plasma membrane; signaling receptor complex. The record is from RefSeq and is a predicted model, not a curated record.